Rhodamnia argentea is the source of this 1095-nucleotide messenger RNA. RefSeq lists its product as uncharacterized. Bases 1 to 1095 code for a protein of 364 amino acids. Lineage: Eukaryota; Viridiplantae; Streptophyta; Magnoliopsida; Myrtales; Myrtaceae. The record is from RefSeq and is a predicted model, not a curated record. The transcript has a single exon.
AUGGCUCAACCAGAACCAGAAGCAUGCAUCGUCCAUUUCAGCCACCUUCAUCCUCUGACUCUCCACCAUCGACCUCAACCCCAGCAAUCCUGCUCAGGGUGCAAGCUCAAGGCUGUGGGAUGGACGUACGGUUGCCCCUCACCCUGCAGCUACUUCCUCCACCUUUCAUGCGCCAAAAUGCCCCCUCAAAUCCACCACCCCUUUGACCAACACAACCACAUCCUCACCCUCCUUCCAUCCCCGGUUUGCCCACCCGGCGUCUUCACAUGCACUGCUUGUGCCAAGCAAGGCAGCGGCUUCUCUUACCACUGCUCCGCUGCUUCGUGCAACUUCCAUCUCCAUAUCACCUGCGCAUCCAUGCCCUUGACUCGAACUCAUCCCUCCCACCAUCACCUCCUCCACCUCACUUUCUCCCCUCCUUACCCCAACCGGAGUUUCUCUUGCGAUAUCUGCGGGAAUUUGGGCUCCAACCAGUGGCUCUACCGUUGCCACUCCUGUGAAUUCGAUGCUCACUUAUCUUGCGCCCUGAAGAAGCCAGUUGCUCCAGUUUCAACUCCGCUUCAACAACCCCUGAUGCAAAGUUACUCCACUUUGCCCGCUCAAUCCCCUCAGGCUCAAAAUUACCGGCCUCCUCCUCAACUUCCACAAGCUCGACCUUAUUACCCAGAUCAAACUCGCACAACGCGGCAUUACCAAACAGAUACAAUGGCUUCUGCCACCACCCAUUUUCAAGGGUUGCCCUGCAUCUUCCAGAGUCCUACUCCUACCAUCCCUUGCACCAAUGGAGUCGGGCAGCCUGUGGGCAUUCAAAGAAAUGGGCAGGCCAACGCUCUGAACCUAGUUGUCCAGGGUCUCUUCGGUGGCAGACAGAAUUUCGGUCAGACAGUCCUCCAAGGAUUACUGGGUGGUGGUGGUGGUAAUGCAGACGGUGGAGGUGGAGGAGGAAAUGACUUUGGUGGCGGAACGGCCGACUUUGGAGGAGACAGUGGGACUGGAUAUGGAAACUUCUUCUCAGUGGGUAAUGACAACUUUGAUGGAAUGGGCGGAAGUUUUGGCUAUGAAAAUAUUGGAGCUGGUCUUGGAGAUUUGGGUUAA